Messenger RNA from Orussus abietinus, 483 nucleotides. It is a transcript of the gene CPR11, whose product is annotated as histidine-rich glycoprotein. The coding region runs from base 1 to 483 and encodes 160 amino acids. Gene Ontology annotation, cellular component: extracellular matrix. The transcript has 4 exons. The record is from RefSeq and is a predicted model, not a curated record. Lineage: Eukaryota; Metazoa; Arthropoda; Insecta; Hymenoptera; Orussidae.
AUGAGCAACGUUUACGACACUCGCAGGUGGAAGUUGAGGCACGCGACGGUUUUGUACACCAUCCUCCUGGGAGCCGUUGUUCUCGGCCAGUCUGCAGAACAUCAAGAUGUCGAGGCUGAGCACGACCACCAUGAGCACGGGCAUGCCCACUCGUUCCAUCAUUUCCAUGGUCCCGUGGAGGGUCACCACGUGGAAGUGACGUGGAAGGACAAGCAUGGUCACCACCAUUACCACGACUACAAGGCUCACCCCAAAUACGAGUACCACUACGGGGUGGAGGACCACCACACCAAGGAUUCGCACGGGCAGAAGGAGCACAGGGACGGAAAAGACGUCUCCGGGGAGUACCACAUCCACGAGCCCGGCGGUAACGUCAGGACCGUCAAGUACCAUUCCGAUCCUCAUGGUGGGUUCUUCGCAGAGGUGCACAACCAUGGUGGUAACGACCAUUCCGGAGGAACCUAUGGCGGACACAAGCACUGA